UUCCAGUUUUAAUGUGUGCCAUGGGUGGUUACUGCUUGUUAAGGCGCUCGUCUUUCACCACUGUGACCCUGGUUCGAUUCCCGACUACGGCAUGGAUAAAGCCACACAGAGACCAUUUUACACCAAAAUCAACCCGAAUUACAAUGAUUUGUAAACACUUACUUCUGAUAUUCGCUGUGCUUUACUUGCAACCAGCAAAAGGUGACACGGGAGAUGAAGAAACUGUGCGCAUGACUGUUGUUGUUUCACAACCUCUUGGAGGCGACAGAUUUACCUGCUUUCUCGGCAUACCUGAUACUGACGCAAGUCUCCAAUAUGGACGAUACGUUAAAACAAGGGAUAAUAACUACAACAUAAAUUACUACAACCGUGAACCAUCUGGGACCAACACUAUAAGCAAUUUUCCCGGGUCUCGUCGAAUACGCCUAAAUACCAGCUACCAGAAUACCUUUGGUAUAUUCUACUGUCGAGCAAUUAAACAAGGAAGAUUAUUGACUACGGUCACAGCAACUGUUCUCCGUCAAAAUGCGGAAAUUGUUCCGACUGACGGACUGUGGACGAAGACGGUCAACAAGGGCGACCAAGGAGUUGUCCUAAGCAUGACUGGUAUCGUAUCAUCUUCGAAUUAUUUUGCUUGGAGAUUUAACAACUCGGGUAUCCUGAGAACAUCUACUACAGGUACUUAUAGUAUUGAACGCGCAAUAACGAAGGGAGAUGCUGGCGUGUAUGAAUGUCAUUACAACACAGAAAGACAUAACGCCAGACAGGGUCUUAUUAGAUUGAUCGUCAGGGGUUGCCCGUCUGGACGAUGGGGUCCACCGAGUUGCAACAGGGUGUGUGAUAAAUGCUACAACGGUGGAAUAUGCAACGAUCAGAACGGAAGAUGUGUGUGUCCUGCAGGUUUCUUCGGUGAGAACUGUCUUGGAGCAUGUGGAGAAAAUAAAGCUGGGUACAAUUGUGAGAUCACGUGUUCAAGCUCUGCCCAGUCAUGUAUAGGGCAAGUAUUCUGUCUACCUGAUCCAAUGGGAUGUACAUGCGGUACAGGGUUCAGAGACUAUGACUGUUCUCCAGGAUGUCCAUUGGGACGGUAUGGAGCAAAUUGCCUGCAAGAGUGUCACUGUCUUCAAAUGUCGUCCUGUGACCGUUUUACUGGGCAGUGUACUGGAGGGAAUAAUGGUUGUUUUGUAUCGUGGUCCGGAAACAACUGUCAAAUCCCAGAUGUUUGUGAGAAUGAUUAUUUCGGAGAAACCUGCACAGAAAAGUGCCAGUGUGUGGACGACCAACCCUGCGAUCGUGUGACGGGUCAAUGCGUUAACAACCAAUGCAAACCUGGAUUCAGCUUAAACACUGGAAGUCUCAAUUGCCAAGAAUGCAGCGGAGGCUCUUAUGGGUUGGAUUGUGCCGAGACGUGUCAUUGUUAUAUCUACGCUUGUGAUAAGGUGACAGGGUCUUGCGCUGGAGGAUGCUUUGGAAACUGGGCUACACCAGACUGCGUCACAGGUGUUAAGAGUGUCACCAACACAAAAGCCAACAGUGGGCAGUCGUCUACAUUCACGUGUGUCGUGACUGGCCCAACCCCACCGCCCCAGCAGAGAGUGCGUCUCUACCGCCCUCAUGACAGCCAAAGUUUUGCACUUGUGUCGAGUGACGUAAUAGGUCAAGAUCGAUUUGUUACGUUCAAUGUUCAAGAAGUCUACUCGAAUGAUGAAUAUCGAUGCUACAUCGAUCAGCCGUAUGCAUCUCUUUCAUAUCCAGCAGACAUGUUUGAGUUACCCGAGUUAACCACAGCACCACGUGCAACAGAUAUCCAAGCUUUUGAAGUAACGAUAACAUGGGACGCGUGGACCUCCCCGCCACUCAGUGGCGACCCACCCAUAACCCACUACACCAUCUACUAUCGUGAAUAUGGGUCUCAAUGGGAGGCACUCCCUAAUGAUAUCCCAACUACAAGAAUGACCGAAACAGUCAGGAAUCUGAUGCCCGAGAUGCGAUAUGAACUCAGCGUGACUGUGUCUAGGGAGGGACCGGGGGGCGAAGGGCUAAGAAGCCCAUCCGUGUCGGUUACAACACCGUGCUCAGUGCCGUUGGAAUCUCCUGAGAUUGUAUCAACACUCGGCAAGGAUACCACACUGAGACAGAUAACUGUUCAAUGGGAGGAAUUGGAAGCAGUAUUUCACGGCUGCAGCUUAGGUCUCACGGAGUACCAUAUCCGCUACAGAACCGUCAGUAAAUCAAGCUAUGGGGAAUACACAGAAGUCGCCAUCACCCCAGCCAUAUCGUCCUUCAACAUAUCCAACCUAGAACCCUACACUCAAUAUGGUAUCUCAAUUGGUGCUUCCAAUCAAAUAGGACCAGGUCCGUGGAGCAAAGACGUCUUGGCGUACACCCCAGAAGAGGCACCUCUCCUUCCUCCGAAGGUUACUCUCAUCAGUAGCACGGAAGACUCGCUGACACUUCGUAUUGAGGCGACUAAACCGUAUAAUCUGAACGGGAAUGUUAGUCAGUAUUUAAUUCAGUAUCAACAAGCUUCAGAUGCUGGUGAGGGUAACAUCAUCACUGAGAACAACACGGAGUACAAUGUGACGUUCACAAUACAAGGGCUCGCAGGAUUAACUGACUUCAAUAUUAAGGUUAAAAUAGUAAAUGGAGCCGGGGACAGUGAAUGGAGCGAAUCUGUUUCUGCAAAAACAGUUAACAAAGGUAACCGUGCAGGGAACGGUGGGGGUGUCACCGGCAGUAUUCUGGGCGUACUAGUUGUUCUUCUCUUAGUUGUUGUCGUCGUUGUCUUCAUUUUAUGGAGAAGAAAACAAAAAUCAAAAUCCAAGGGAAGACAACUGGAAAAGGACCAGCCAGCAUUGACUCUCACUGAGAUAAACGACGCACCCAUUUACGAAAACACAGAUAAAGUUCCUGAGACUUCGUCAUCCGCAAAGACCGACGAAGAGAAAAUCCAAGUGCAGCUUGAAAUUGCUAAAACUCCUGUUGUUGAAAAAGAUUUCAUCCCCCCUAAACCAAAACAUAAACCCAUCCCACCUCGAUCUAGUGACAAACAGUUAUUACUUCAGCAGUCUGGUACCUUUCAGCAAGAACCAGACAAAGUGGUUGAUGAAGUACAACCCACUGGAGGCGAAGAUGGCGCAUCUUGUCCAGUUUCUUCAGAACAGUCUGUAUAUGGGAACCUUAAUAUUGGACCACAACUGAGCAUCCCGAUCCCUGUUGCUAAACUUGAAGGCUACGUUAAGCAGAAGAAAGCAAGCUCAACGGACAGUCUGAAAUAUGAAUACUCGAUACUCCCUGUUGACCAGAAGAAGCCCUGGACAGUAGCAGAACAUCCAGAUCUUAAGACAAAAAAUCGCUUCAAAAACAUCAUUCCAUAUGAUCAUUCCAGAGUACCGCUGGUUCCAAUCGACGGGGUACCACUUUCAGAUUACUACAAUGCAAGCUAUAUAAAGGACUACAACCACAAAACGUCCUUCAUUGCAGCUAUGGGCCCAAAUGCAUCAGCGUUGAAUGACUUUUGGCGAAUGAUCUGGCAGGAGCAAAUAACCCUCAUCGUCAUGGUAACAAAACUUGUUGAGAAUGGAAAGGACAAAUGCAAGAAGUAUUGGCCAAGUGGCAAGGAUCAAUCGGAACAAUUUGGAGAUGUGGUUGUCAGCUUGGAGGAGCAGAAAUCUCUGUCUGAUUAUACCAUUCAUACGCUCAAAGUUCACAAGGUCGAAUGUGAAUCGGAGUGUCGUAUGAUUAAGCACUUCACUAUGACGUCCUGGCCCGAUAUGGGAGUGCCCUUGUACCCCAGUACCAUUCUCAAUCUCAUCCAAGUAGUGAAGGACACAAAGAAGAGUCAGGUCAACCAUGGGGCAGAAACACCUGUACUGAUCCAUUGCAGCGCUGGUGUUGGACGUACAGGAACAUUUAUCGCCAUCUACACGUUAUUAGAUAUGAUGACUCAAAGACAACAAAUAAGCGUUUUCGGUUGUGUAAAUGAGAUGAGGGAAAGUCGAGUCAACAUGGUGCAAACUUAUGAUCAGUACGUCUUCAUUUAUUCUGCUCUGUUGGAGGCUUAUCUCUGUGGGGAUACACAAAUCCUUAUUCGAGAUUACCCUGAGACAUUAUCCAAGCUUAAGAGACUGAAUCCCAAGACAAGACGGACGCAUCUUGAAGAUGAGUUUCGGAUCCUGAAUCAAGUCACACCCAAGCCGGAUGAUGCAUUUACAGGAGGUCUCCUUCCAGAGAACACCAACAAGAACAGAUUCCCCGAUAUUCUCCCACUUGAGCGACAUCGCCCGUUUCUGGUUACUGAAGGAGACACUGAUGACAGCAAUAACUACAUCAAUGCAGCCUUUGUGGAUAGCUUCAAUCGUAAAGAUGCCUUCAUCACAACCCAGAUUCCAUUACCUCAUACAGUUGCCGAUAUCUGGCGUCUGGCAUUCGACUGGAAUUGCCCUGCGAUCGUGACGUUGGACGACCCAAGCUCAGUGUAUAAUAAAUGGGAUGAGAUGUGGCCACAGAGUGGUGUAACUCGGUUUGGACCUCUCUUUGUUGAACUCAUCUCAACAAAUGGAGGAAGAGUGUACAAGUGUCAGACUUACAGGGUAUCAAGGAGGGAUCAAAAGGAGAAGUCGAUCAUUGUAAAACAUUUCCAACUACUUGGAUGGGCCAGCAACCAAGACAAGCCAAGCUCCCCACAAUGUAUUCUAGAUCUUUUAGGCGCUGUACAACGAUGGAAAGAUGAAUGUCACUCAUCCAGGCCUGCUAUCGUACAGUGCUUAAAUGGAGUAGGUAGAAGCGGAGUGUUCUGUGCUGUUUCAACUGUAGCAGAGAAAAUAACAAGUGAUGAUGCAGUGGAUAUUUUCCAAGCAGUGAAAAGGCUUCGGAUGAACCGACCUCUGAUGGUCGAGACAUUAGAGCAAUACAUUCUGUGCUAUGAGGUGAUUCAAGAACAUCUACAGCGAUUCCAACAGUAUGGAAAUCUCAACUACUAAAAUCAAGUUUGAUUGAGUGUGCACCAUUUUGACUUGAACCCAGGUUGGUCGACCAUUGGUUGACAACUUUGGUCGACCAUUUGGAACCAAGCCUCAUGACCAUGGUUUCUUCCAUGGUCCUGAUGGCCUGUUCUGUCUUGAACCCAGGUUGGUCGACCAUUGGUUGACCAUUGGUUGACAACUUUAGUCAACCAUUUGGAACCAAGCCUCAUGACCAUGGUUUCUUCCGUGGUCCCGAUAGCCUGUUCCAUGCUAACAUUUUUACGGCGCAAAGGGGAACCAGUGACGCUAAAGUGAAAACACGGAAGGCAAUGGAGUGUCGAAUACGGCGUGCCGAUGGUUGACUAGGCUUCCAAACGAGUCGUUCAAGUGAGUAGGUCACUGCGCAUGUACGUCGCUGCUCGUUAAUAAUUGCGCAUUCAAACUUGCUCUAAAAAUUACUACUCUCUGCUGAAACUCACAAAUACUUUAUCAAAGUAACUUUUAGGACCAAUUAAUUUAGGUUUUCUCUGUUUUUUUAAAGGGGGCAGCCUGUAAGCUGAAAUGAAAUAAAGCUACAUCUUUAAUUGUUUCCUGUAUCAGAAAAAACAAAAAAAGAAGUUGCCUUUUUGAUUCAGCCUUCAAUUUACCAUUAUCUUGUUCAUAAUAAUAUUGACUGCAAAUAUUGACUG
Asterias rubens (European starfish) is the source of this 5653-nucleotide messenger RNA. RefSeq names its product receptor-type tyrosine-protein phosphatase kappa-like. Lineage: Eukaryota; Metazoa; Echinodermata; Asteroidea; Forcipulatida; Asteriidae. The transcript is spliced from 33 exons. The record is from RefSeq and is a predicted model, not a curated record. Gene Ontology annotation, biological process: protein dephosphorylation. Gene Ontology annotation, molecular function: protein binding; protein tyrosine phosphatase activity. Bases 12 to 4982 code for a protein of 1656 amino acids.